Messenger RNA from Peromyscus maniculatus bairdii (prairie deer mouse), 7369 nucleotides. NCBI's taxonomy places the organism in Eukaryota, Metazoa, Chordata, Mammalia, Rodentia, Cricetidae. The record is from RefSeq and is a predicted model, not a curated record.
CGGGAAAAGCCCGCGAGUGAAGAGGCAUUUGGUGAAAGUGUUUUGAGAACAAUCAUAAUUGCCUUGCUCUGGGCGGGGAAACUGAGGCGUAGGGCACGGAAGAAAUCUGCCGGCUUUUGUGGGACCGCUCCCGGGCUACCGAAUGCCAGCUUACUUCGUGUGCAUCUGGGAGGUUCUGGGGGCAGGUGACAGCACCGUGACCUAUCACCAUGGAUGGAGAUGGACUUUUUGAUGAAGAAACCCAAAGUGUCUUCACCAGUCUGGGUGCUUUGACUGGCCCAGGUUUUGACAAAACCUGCCUGGUUCCCUCUGGGGGAUCCGAAUGAGAGAUCUCAGACACCUUCACUGCGAAGCCAAGGACAUUUCUGUAUAAUCAACGGAUGAAAGGAUUUUCUCAGACUCUCUUUCCUCCCAUUUUCCUUGAGGAUUAAUCCACCAGAAUCCACAGUUCCGGUGGAGACUGCGAGGCAUACAAUGUGGCAGAAGCCUAGAGCGCCUUCGGAAUUGCUCUGGACCCUGCCUUUAGCGUAGAGGACUCUCUUGCCGCUCCCCUCCCCUGCCCCCAACUCUCUCCUCCUGUCUUUGACUGGUUCUCGUUUUUUUUUUCCCCCUGUGAAGUUCUGUUUCCAAACUGUUCCCCGGAGCUAUAAGUGGAUUGGCAGUAAUGAGAGAUUAGGCGGUGGGAGAAAGCCCAGUGCCCAGUGCAAAGUGUCCUCUUCCUGCUGCGGCGCCGCCGACAUGAAGUGCUUUUUCCCAGUGUUGAGCUGGCUGGCUGUGCUGGGUGUGGCGUCAGCGCAGCGACAGGUCACCGUCCAGGAAGGGCCCUUGUACCGCACAGAGGGCUCCCACAUCACCAUCUGGUGCAACGUGAGUGGCUACCAGGGUCCCUCGGAGCAGAACUUCCAGUGGUCCAUCUACCUGCCCUCCGCCCCGCAGCGCGAAGUACAGAUUGUUAGCACGGUGGACUCCUCCUUCCCUUACGCCAUCUACACCCAGCGAGUCCGAGGUGGGAAGAUCUACGUGGAGAGAAUCCAGGGGAACUCGGCCUUGCUGCACAUCACAGAUCUGCAAGCCCGGGAUGCUGGGGAGUAUGAGUGUCACACCCCCAACACGGAUGAGCGCUACUUUGGAAGUUACAGUGCCAAGAUGGACCUCGUGGUGAUCCCAGAUUCCCUGCAGACCACAGCUGUCCCCCAGACUCUGCACAAAGUGGAACAGGACCCCCUGGAGCUCAGCUGUGAAGUGUCCACUGAGAGCGACCAGCACAGCCACCUCUCCGUAUCCUGGCUUCGGCGGAAGGGUGGCGAGAAGCCUGUGGAGGUCAUAGCCCUGAGCCGCGACUUCAUCCUGCACUCCAGCAGCGAAUACGCCCAGAGGCAGAGCCUGGGGGAGGUGCGGCUGGACAAGCUGGGGAGGACCACCUUCCGCCUCACCCUCUUCCACCUGCAGCCUUCCGACCAGGGCGAGUUCUACUGCGAGGCUGCCGAGUGGAUCCAGGAUCCAGAUGGCUCUUGGUAUGCCAUGACCCGGAAGCGCUCCGAGGGUGCUAUCGUCAACGUCCAGCCCACCGACAAAGAGUUCACCGUGCGUCUGGAGACAGAUAAGAGGCUACACACAGUGGGUGAGCCGGUGGAGUUCAGAUGUAUCCUAGAGGCUCAGAACAUUCCCGACCGGUACUUUGCCGUCUCCUGGGCCUUCAACAGCUCACUCAUCGCCACCAUGGGGCCUAAUGCUGUGCCCGUCCUCAACAGUGAAUUUGCCCACCGUGAAGCCAAGGGACAGCUUAAAGUGUCCAAAGAGGGUGACGGUGUCUUUGUGCUGAAGAUAUACCACCUCCGCCAGGAAGACAGUGGCAAAUACAACUGCCGGGUGACAGAGCGAGAGAAGACUGUCACUGGCGAGUUCAUUGACAAGGAAAGCAAGCGUCCCAAGAACAUCCCCAUCGUCGUCCUUCCCCUCACAGAUAACUGGGUAGUUAAAGUCCCCCAGCAGCACCAGAUCCUGCCCCAAGGCCACUUGGAAAGCAGCAUCUCCGUGGAGGUGGCCAGCAACGCCAGCGUCAUCCUCGAGGGCGAGGAUCUGCACUUCUCCUGUAGUGUCCGCACAGUGGGCAGAUUGCAGGGCCGCUUCUCCGUCAUCUGGCAGCUCGUGGAUCGGCAGAACCGCCGCAGCAACGUCAUGUGGCUGGACCGGGAUGGCACCGUGCAGCCAGGCUCAUCCUACUGGGAGCGCAGCAGCUUUGGGGGCGUCCAGAUGGAGCAGGUGCAGCCCAACUCCUUCAGCCUGGGCAUCUUCAACAGCAGGAAGGAGGACGAGGGCCAGUACGAGUGCCACGUGACGGAGUGGGUACGGGCCGUGGAUGGGGAGUGGCAGAUCGUGGGAGAGCGCCGCGCCAGUACCCUCAUCUCCAUCACAGCUCUUGACACGGGCUUUGCCGUCACCGCCAUCUCCCGGACGCCGGGGGUGACCUACAGCGACUCCUUUGACUUACAGUGCAUCAUCAAACCCCACUACCCGUCCCGAGUCCCCGUGUCGGUGACGUGGCGCUUCCAGCCAGUGGGCACAGUCGAGUUCCACGACCUGGUGACCUUCACACGGGACGGAGGGGUCCAGUGGGGAGACAGGUCGUCCACCUUCCGAACCCGGACCGCCAUCGAGAAGGCCGAGUCCAGCAACAACGUCCGCCUGAGCAUCAGCCGGGCCAGUGACACAGAGGCCGGCAAGUACCAGUGCGUGGCGGAGCUGUGGCGGAGGAACUACAACAAUACCUGGACGAGGCUGGCGGAGAGGACCUCCAACCUGCUGGAGAUUCGGGUGCUGCAGCCAGUGACGAAGCUGCAGGUGAGCAAGUCGAAGAGAACCCUCACGCUGGUGGAGAACCGGCCAAUUCAGCUGAACUGCUCCGUCAAGUCCCAGACCAGCCAGAACUCGCACUUCGCCGUGCUGUGGUACGUCCACAAGCCCUCAGACGCGGACGGCAAGCUCAUUCUCAAGACCACGCACAGCUCGGCCUUCGAGUAUGGAACCUACGCCGAGGAGGAGGGCCUGCGAGGCCGGCUGCAGUUCGAGAGGCACGCUUCGGGGGGCCUGUUCAGCCUCACCGUGCAGAGAGCUGAGGUCAGCGACAGUGGUAGCUACUACUGCCACGUGGAGGAGUGGCUGCUGAGCCCCAACUACGCCUGGUACAAGCUGGCCGAGGAGGUUUCAGGGCGCACCGAGGUCACCGUGAAGCAGCCAGACAGCCGCCUGAAGCUCAGCCAAGCCCAGGGCAACCUGUCUAUUCUGGAGACCCGGCAGAUCCAGCUGGAGUGUGUGGUCCUGAACCGUACCAGCGUCACCUCCCAGCUCACGGUGGAAUGGUUUGUCUGGAAGCCCAACCACCCAGAGCGGGAAACAGUGGCCCACCUGAGCCGAGAUGCUACCUUCCACUAUGGUGAACAGGCCGCCAAAAACAACCUCAAGGGCCGACUGCACUUGGAGAGCCCGUCUUCGGGCGUCUACAGGCUCUUCAUCCAGAAUGUGGCGGUCCAGGACAGCGGGACCUACAGCUGCCGAGUGGAAGAGUGGCUGCCCAGCCCCAGCGGUGUGUGGUAUAAACGGGCUGAGGACACAGCCGGGCAGACGGUCGUCACGGUCAUGCGACCCGAUGCCGCCCUGCAGGUGGACACGGUGGUCCCCAAUGCCACAGUCUCCGAGAAAGCAGCUUUCCAGCUGGACUGCAGCAUCCUGUCUCGAUCAAGCCAAGACUCCCGCUUUGCUGUGGCCUGGUAUUCCCUAAGGACUAAAGGUGGAGGAAAAAGAGGCAGCCUUGGCAUUGAAGAGCAAGAGGAAGAGGAGGAGGGGGAGGUAUCGGAAGACGAGGACAGUGAAGAUCCAACAGAGAGGGUGGUCCUGCUGAGCGUGGGACCUGAUGCCGUCUUUGGUCCCGAAGGCAGCCCUUGGGAGGGCAGGCUGCGUUUCCAGAGACUCUCGCCCCUGCUCUACCGGCUCACGGUGCUUGAGGCGAACCCCCACGACACAGGCAACUACUCCUGCCAUGUGGAGGAAUGGCUGCCCAGCCCCCAGAAGGAGUGGUACCGGCUAACAGAGGAGGAGUCGGCCCCCAUUGGCAUCCGGGUUCUGGACACAAGUUCCACGUUGCAGUCGCUCAUCUGCUCCAACGACGCCCUCUUCUACUUCGUCUUCUUCUACCCGUUCCCCAUCUUCGGCAUCCUCAUCAUCACCAUCCUGCUGGUGCGCUUCAAAAGCCGGAACUCCAGCAAGAACUCGGAGGGGAAGAACGGGGUGCCCCUGCUGUGGAUCAAGGAGCCGCACCUCAACUACUCCCCGACCUGCCUGGAGCCCCCAGUGCUCAGCAUCCAUCCGGGAGCCAUAGACUAAGGAGGGUGGCCCCCCCUGCAGACAUUGCCCAUGGCAGGGUCGGGUCCGGGGAGCCCUGUGGGCUUUUCCUCAUUGCUUCGUGCUCUGUGAUUGGACAGGCCACAGCACCCGAACUCUGCAGUUUUCUCUGCAGAGACCAGUCAGACCUGGACCGUGUUGGAAGAUCCCAGUCGUGGAGAUGACUGCCUCCGGGCGGCAGUCCUGGUUAGCUCUUUGCACCCAGGUGUCGUGAUCCCGACAUGAUCCCAACGUCCUGGGUUUCUAGUUUUUGGUUUUGGUAAACGUAGUGCGUAGCUCCAGGGGCCGCAUCUACUCACCAGUCUGUCUAGUGUUUUCGGACCGGUGCUACGGGGUUUCCUGUUCAGUGUAAUGUACUCUUUUAAGCCCCUUUGGUCCUCUCCGUGUGGAUCUCAUAAUGUUGUGGAAGAGUUUCUCUCACAACCGAAAAGCAAGAGGAAGACGACUUUAUAGUAACAAGAAAUCUCUUCCAAGACAUUUUUGUUUUUGCACAUUUGAAAAUGCCACCCGUGGAUCAAAAUACACCCAAACAUUUUUUUUAUUUUUUUUUUUUUACUUUCUUAGCAAAGACUUGAAAAAUAUGUGUAGCGUGGGCCCAAUUUGUAUCUUAUCUUUUCCCUCAGCUGGAGUUGUUGGAACCACUUUAUAGUCAAGAUGAAAGCAUUGAAUUUUGCUUCAGAGAACUGCACAUGUGCAGAAGGCGGCCUGCAGAACCUGUUAGGAUUAGAUGGUAUCCAGCCAGCCGAUCUACCAGGGAGGCGAAAGGGGACCCCGUCCUUGCCAAAAAAAAUAAAGAAAGCAAGCAAGCCAACCUGGAGGCCGGGUUGAGGGCUCCAGAUGGCCCUCAGCUUCUGAGGGUUGCCCUGAGUGUACCUACCUUUGUAGUGACCAAAGCCAAUGAUUAGGGACGGGGAAAGAAGCUGCUUGUUGUCUUGAUGAUGGCAAGCUCAGUCUCUUGAUUGAUACCCCUGAGCAGGGAGCUUUUAUCUGCAGGUGUUUUGCCAAAUUUUCAAGGGGACAUGUCCAGUGAACCUGAAGGGGCUGCCCUGAGUGGAGCACUGUGGCCCAGUGGAGGGUGCUGAGCUCUCGUACUGAGUUUGGGAGAGUGGAGGGUGGGGUGGGGUGGGGGGUCUCUAGACCCUGAUGUUGGAGAGGCUGGAGGAAGUCUUAACCUCUCUGUCUUCCUCCCACCGGGGGAUGAGGUCUUCCUCAUCUGUCAUUGCUCUCUCCCUGAAUCUCACUGCUGUGGGGAUAUUGUCCUCGGAGAGGACCAGGUGCCCUUUGUGAUCCAAGCUCUCCCCUAAUCUCAGCAGACUGGGGGGGUGGGGGAACAGGUGUUGAGUCAGGGGUUGUCCCUUCUCUUUGUUGGAGUGUGUGAGUGUGUGUGUGUGUGUGUGACUGUGCGUGCGUGCGUGUGUGCAUGUUUAGGUUGUCUUGGUUGUACUAGUGGCUUCUAAUUUUCAGCCCACAAAUUCAAAAUCCACUGCCUCCACUGUUACUAGGCCAGAUGCUUGGCUGCCCUAGAGCCCCAUCCAUUGCACAUCCUUCAUUUUGCCUUUCACUCGCUCUGAAGAUCUCGUGAAGCCCCCCUCUCUUCCCCCAUCCUUCCCAGCCAUACCUUCCCUUGGGAAUUUGCACUCUGAAUCCCAAGAUAGAGCCCCUUGGAAAAGCCGCCCAAGAUUGCGGAAGUGAAUCUAAUGAGAAUAAAUGGUCAGCACAACACGGAGGCUGUGGGAUUUCCAGGCCACUGAGCCAUGUGGUUACAGGUCCUUUCCAGGGGUCCACUGGGUGUAGGCCACGUUCCGGGUGGCGGGGGAGGGCAAGGGAGGCAAGACAAACCUUCCUCUUCCCCCUUGAUCCUCUGGGAAGUUUCCAGGCACGGCCACCCUAAUCCCUCGGGUGCCCACCCUGCUGAUUCCCUAUUCUGCACCAACACUUCAGAGGGACCAACUUGGCCCAGUCACAAAGAAAGAACGUCUUUUCUUCUGUUCCUUCACUCCGUGGGUAUUGGGCUCUCAGUGGGUCAUGCUGACUCCUGGUUUUUAGGCUGAGUCAAUGAGGAAAGACUGCCUCUGCCUCUGAACGGAGAGACGCCAGAGGGCUGGCCUGGAUUAAGAUUUCAGAUGGGUUCUGUAGCAGCGGAACCCUGAUGCUGCACGUGAAUUUGUGAAGCCGUUGCAGGCCAUUCGCAAGGAGGGAAGAAACCGAAGUCAGUAUUUUAACAACUGCUUUGUGUGUGUGUGUGUGUGUGUGUUGCAGGGCUGGGGGAUGCAAUCAAACGUUGAACUCUGAGCUUUUUAUGAAAAAGAAAAAGAGACAAAAACCCAGGGCCUCUCUGUGGCUGGCUGUAUGGACAUGUGUUGUCAGGGGAAUGGUGAUGGUGCCCUCCAGUGGCUGGAAGACCUCACUGCACAUUGUGUGCCGGGGCUUUGGUCUUCUAAAUUCAGAGAGCAAAGGACUCAAGAGACUCCUGACACCUGUCCGCUCCACUGUGCUAGGCAUGUCCCAGGACACUAUCCGACCGCACCCUCCCUCACCAGGGUGUCUCUGUAGCAAGUUUUCAUACUCGUUUCAAACAAUGGUUUCUCUGCGUUCAUUGAUGAAGAGAGAAGGAGUGAGAAGACCAUCCGUGCAUGAAGUAGAGAGCUGUUGGUCUGUUUCGCAUUUUUUUUUUUUAAAGGAGAAACUGUUUGUAAGCCACUGCACUAAGACAUUUUAUAGACACUGCAGAGACUGUAGUAAAUUACGUUGACACUACGCUGUUUACAUUUUUCUGGAGUCUGAUGCCCUCCUGCCCCUCACUGAACCAGCCACCUCCGGCUUGUGGGACUGUGCUCGUGGGUGGCCUGGAGUUCCACCCCUGGCACUGAGGUGUACCAGGUUCGAGUUUUACAAGCUGUAGCUUUUCUAUGCAUGCCCUCGCCCAGCCUAAAUUAUGUUUUUGUACAAAUGAUAAAAAUCUUUCUCAAGA